AGAGCCUCUCCCCGAAGUCGAAUAGUGAAGUGUUGAUGCGAGAGGGAGCAACCAUUUAUUCACAUUUCGUUGGUUUCGGAUUAUAAAUGUUAUGCACAACCAUCAUCGCGGGUGUCUGUGAAGUCGGAGUGGACAACUAGUUACGAGAUUUAUCACUUUUUCUACUCAUGGAAUGUAUUUUUUUUUCUUAUUUUCAGCAGCUAUAAACAUUCCGUUUUUUUCCUGCAGAGCUAUCCAAGUAAGGUAAAAGUCGGAUUUUAGGGAUAUUUAUCUUGUAACCUAGUUUCUCGAUGCAGGGACAAGCCAUUCGUUUUUUUGUUUUGUUAUUUUCUUACGUCUUCCAACCGACUGUGAUUGUGGCAACAUUUGUUCGCGGUCCACCGCUAUCUUCUGCAGCGUUCAUGUAACCUUGUCUUCGAGCUCAGCCCUACGGGUUUUGCUACUGGGAUAAGGGGACUAAAAAGUUACUUGUCAUAAAUGGAUCGCCAUUCCAGUUUCAUUUGCAUUUGGCUACAACUGGAACUGUGUGCCAUGGCUGUUCUUCUUACUAAAGGAGAAAUACGGUGUUACUGUGAUGCCCCCCACUGCGUGGCCACAGGCUACAUGUGCAAAUCGGAACUAAACGCCUGUUUCACCAAGGUGUUGGACCCUAUGAACACGAACUCGCCUCUCACACACGGGUGUCUAGAUCCCAUAGCAAACGCUGCCGACGUGUGCAGCGCUAAGAACACAGAUGCCCUGAGCGGGGGCUUGUCCACACUAGACUGUUGUCACGACGACAUGUGUAACUACAGAGGACUACACGACCUGGCGCACACCAGAGAAUCUACAGACCACGGCAGGUACCAGCCUGAGAGCAACAACCAUAACCUGGUCACGCGGGUACAGGAGCUGGCCUCUGCCAAAGAGGUGUGGUUCAGGGCGGCGGUGAUUGCGGUGCCUAUCGCGGGAGGCCUCAUCCUGGUUCUUCUCAUCAUGCUGGCGUUAAGGAUGCUCCGCAGCGAGAACAAGCGGCUGCAGGACCAGAGGCAGCAGAUGUUGUCACGGCUCCACUACAGCUUCCAUGGCCACCACACUAAGAAGGGCCACGUGGCAAAGCUAGACUUGGAGUGUAUGGUGCCUGUGACGGGCCACGAGAACUGCUGCCUCACCUGUGACAAGAUGAGACAUGCAGACCUGGGAAAUGACAAGAUACUGUCACUGGUACACUGGGGGAUGUACAGUGGGCACGGAAAGUUGGAGUUCGUAUAACUUACUUUUCUAAGAUCGUUUGACUUCACUUUAUGUCCCACCACACCCUUCCCCACCCGCCCCCCAGAAAACAGCCAAGACUGCCUCCUCCACUCGUUGGGGUUUCUCUUUUAACUUAAAAAAUGAAUCCCCUUUUUUGUACAUUGUACUUAUCUGUUUUCUUCAAUGGAAGAAAAAAAGAGGACAGAAUUGAACGCAAGCCUUGUGGUUUUUGCUAAAGGAGCACUUUACUUGAAAAUUAAAGGCAAACCAAUGAGGAGCUGAGCGGGCAGGGCUGAGCUGACGGAUUGAAAGAGCUCUGACAAGCCCCUGUCUGCCUGUGCAUCCUGGACUUUACACAGACUGCUGAAGGAUUCCAAAUCGGUCUUAUUUGCACAUUUGUAAAAACAAAAAAAACGUUGUUUUGCUUAAAGAAAAGCUAAAUAGGAGAAGAAUUUUACACUGACACCAGGGUACAAAUAAGUACUUUUUGAGGAGUAUAGGUGACUUAAGGUGUGUACACUCCUCUAUGUUUCUUGAUCCAAGCUUAUUGUAAAGAUUGAAAAUAUAUAUAUUUUUGUCUGAUAGAAACACCCUGUUCUGUGUGUUCUUCCCUGCUACGUGUGUGUGAGAGAGCGAGAAAGAGAGAUGAGAGCUGUGGCACAUGUCAGAGAGGCCUUUUUCUAUCUGUAUCUUUCUGGGUUGUGUGUCUAUACAGUACAGUGAGAGGAUGUGUGGCGAGAGAGGAACACGCUGCCUCUGAUGUGUGUUGGACCAGGCAGAGUGUGUGUGUGUGUGUGUAGGUCUGACUUCAUAGUGAGGCCAUGUUUCACAGUAGUGCUCCACAUGACUCAGUCAUUCUUGAACUUCCUCCAAAGGUUAGGAUCUCAGCUUCAAACAAAUGUUGUUUAUUUCAUUGCACAUGCUGGAUUUCUCCUGGAAGUAGUGUGGAUAUUUAUUUCAUACUCAAUCGAAGGCCUGUAUAAUCCCUCCCCAUUCAGCUUCUCUGGAUGUGUUUCUGCCGACACACUAACCCUCCUGUAUCCAACCUCGUGUUGAUGAAGAGGGCUUUUUUCCCUGCCAAGCAACUAGGCUAGCGAUUAUGCCAAAUAUCUUAUUACACCACUUAGAAAUAGAUCUCAAGUGUGAUGGUGGGAUUUGUUUUAUUAAGAGAGUUAUUGAUGAGCUAUUAAGAUAGUUAAUAUGGAACCUACAGACUUAUGGGUUUAAUAAUGUGAAGCCUGUAUUUUUUUUAAUUGUCGUUGAAAACCCCCAUCACUUCUUUUCCCAGUAUGUGUUCCUCUCCCAUCGAUUUGGCCUCCUACUUCAUUACAUAGUAAUACUUCCCUGAUGAUGUCUGAGAGGGGAGGGAUGAACAUGCAGGAGCACAAACACACACAGUAUGCACUCACCCACCCACCCA
Messenger RNA from Oncorhynchus masou masou (cherry salmon), 2653 nucleotides. Its product is annotated as BMP and activin membrane-bound inhibitor homolog. NCBI's taxonomy places the organism in Eukaryota, Metazoa, Chordata, Actinopteri, Salmoniformes, Salmonidae. Bases 478 to 1251 code for a protein of 257 amino acids. The record is from RefSeq and is a predicted model, not a curated record. Gene Ontology annotation, biological process: negative regulation of transforming growth factor beta receptor signaling pathway; positive regulation of canonical Wnt signaling pathway; transforming growth factor beta receptor signaling pathway. Gene Ontology annotation, molecular function: frizzled binding. The transcript is spliced from 3 exons.